This is a messenger RNA of Penicillium soppii, 1515 nucleotides long. RefSeq names its product cytochrome P450. The record is from RefSeq and is a predicted model, not a curated record. The coding region runs from base 1 to 1515 and encodes 504 amino acids. The transcript has 5 exons. Gene Ontology annotation, molecular function: monooxygenase activity; iron ion binding; heme binding. NCBI's taxonomy places the organism in Eukaryota, Fungi, Ascomycota, Eurotiomycetes, Eurotiales, Aspergillaceae.
AUGGACACUGCGUACAGGAUCGAUGCAUUGUUACCACUUGGCUUUGUAGCCAUCGGCAGUCUGAUAGCUUUUCUUCUAUCCUUCAAGCCAAAUGAUCGUCUUCCUCUUCAAAAUGGCAAAGCCCCCAUGGAGCUCUUCUUUAAUAACGCCAAGAAGCGGUUCCUAAUGGGCGCCCCAGACAUGUUGAAGUCUGGCAUUGCUAAGACAGGAAAGACUUUUUUAUUAAUGACUGACAUGGGUCCUCGAUACAUUGUACCACCGGAAUAUGCGCAAGACCUCCAGAACCACCGCAACCUCACCACCGAUGGCAUUAUUGACGAGCUUCUCCAUGCCCAUCUCCCUGGACUAGAAGUGUUCCGAUUCAAUGGGUACCAUGGCCAAUUGAUGAGACGUACGAUUCGAAAGAAGCUAUGGGGACCUGCACUAGACAAGCUCACCGAACCAUUGAAUCGAGAGACAUCUCUGGCAUUUGCGGAAAUUUGUACCGAUAACCCAGAUUGGCAUGAGAUACGGGUGAAGGAGACCGUUCUUAAGAUUCUUACUCGUUCCUUUACCGGUACAUUCCUCGGGGAGGAGUUAGCUAGCAAUCCAAAAUGGUUUCAGAGCUUCGAGGAUUAUUCAGCCUCGGCCUCUUUGGCGGCUGGAGAUCUCCGGGUGUGGCCUAAGCCUUUGCAUUCACUCGUUCACUGGUUUCUGCCAAAAUUCCAAAAGUUACGUGCGGACUUGGCUGAGUCAUGUCGUCUGAUCGCGGCUACUCUUGGGGACAACAAGGAAGCGCUUCGGAUGGGCACUCGAGCAGAUGAGCACUCUCGUUUCCCUAUGGUCGAAUGGCUUCAAGAAUUAAGUGGUGGCAAAACGCAUGAUCCAACCAUAAUUCAUAUGAGCAUGUUUGUUGUGGGCCUUCACACCACCACUGAUAUGUUGACCCAGCUGGUGUAUGAUCUUAGUGGUCGCGAAGAGCUCGUUCAGCAGCUCCGUCAGGAGAUCCUUUCCGUGAUUGCCGAAGAUGGAGGCUUGCAGAAAGGGUCUUUGGAUAAGCUCAAGCUUCUGGACAGUGUGAUGAAGGAGAGCCAACGGCUCAAGCCAGCCAACAUAGCACCCAUGGGGCGUACGGCCACUAAGGACUUCAAUCUCCCAGAUGGGACCAAAAUUGCUAAAGGAGAUACGCUUUUGGUUCCCGCCUACCGGAUGUGGGAUGAGUCGGUCUAUCCCAACGCCGAUCAAUUCGUGCCGGAUAGGUUUUUCAAGAUGCGGCAGACCCAGGGAUCGGAAGCCAACCACCAGUGCGCUUCAACCAGCCCCAUUCAUAUGGGCUUUGGCCAUGGAGUUCAUGCGUGUCCGGGUCGGUUUUUUGCUGUUCAAGCCCAAAAGAUUACCCUAUGUCACCUUCUGCUGAAGUACGACUUGCAGCUGGUGGACGGAAGGCCAAGUCCCCAACCGUUUGGGAUGAUGAUGAUUGCUAACAUGGUUGGGAAAGUUUCCAUGCGGCGACGCCAGGAGAGUUCUCCUCUCUGA